Molecule: messenger RNA, 351 nt
Organism: Dibothriocephalus latus
Lineage: Eukaryota; Metazoa; Platyhelminthes; Cestoda; Diphyllobothriidea; Diphyllobothriidae
Source: the annotation of a GenBank genome assembly
AUGCCCUUCGUCAAACAAGGGUAUGCCUCCGGCGGAGCAGGCUACGUCAUUUCGCGGGCUGCCCUUAAGCUCAUCGCCGAGGGCAUGAUGCAAAAUGUCAAAGGCUGUCAACCGCGUGGCGGCCCUGAAGAUGUAAAUCUUGGUGCCUGUGCUGAGCAAGUUGGCGUGAAAUUUGUCGCCAGUUUAGACAGUCACGGAAAGGAGACCUUUCAUCCAUUUUCACCGGGCCACAUGAUUGACAAGAAAACCAUCGAGAAUUCAGCGUGGAUACACUCUUACAAUAUGUAUCCAGUUGUCACGGUAAAUAACUGCUGCUUCAAAACCAUGAUCUGCACACCAAAAAAGCCUUAG